ACCGUUUCUCUGUAACAGCAAGCUACCUGACUUCCGGUCGAUGCACCGUUGGCUGGAGAACGAUAAUUUUCCCGGAGUUUUUGGGUGGAUAAACAAGACCCUCGAGUGGGCAGAGGAAAUAUAGUCCUGAUGGCAACAGACUUUUGGAGGGAUAAAGGCUCUGGGAACAUGAGAGACUCCAUCCACAGUGUGCUGAGAUCAAUACCGCGAGGGCUCACCCUGGGUCCUUCUCUGGCUGAAGAUGGACAGUUGGGUCUGUGGUGUGUUGGGCGAGUGCUAGAGAAAGGCACUCUGCUAGGUCUGGAGGAACCUGACAAAAUAAUCAGGAAGGAAAAAGAGGAGGGAUUGCAAAAUACAUGCCAAAAUGUGUUCAAAAGAGAAAUCUCUGAGGAAAUGUACUGGAUGAGGUUUGCCUGCAGCACUCAGAGUGAGGAAGAGAGCAAUGUCAGUGUACUUGAGGUGGAUGGAAGAUUGGGCCUCAGGGUCUGUCGGGACAUUCAGCCAGGAACAGAACUGCUCCUCUUGGAAGAUCAACAAGAAGCCUCUUUUGAAGAAGAGGUUCUGCAAGUAAAAGCCUGUGAAAACAGUAGUAGACCAAACAGAGAUCAAGAUGAAGCUCUAGAGGCCAUCACUGUAGAUCACCGCUCUGUCUGUUCAUAUCCUGCCCCACAAGAGAAUACAAAACUUCCUAUCAAGACGAAAAGUCUUGUGCAGGACUCUAGAGCCUGUAAAUCCAGUGUCCUGGAGCAGAAUGGGGUGGAUGAGGCACACGGGGAGAGUGAAGCUGAGCAGAUCGAUGAGCGUCCUGCAAGAGAAGAGAUUCAGAGUGUCAGUGUGAAUACAUCACAAGCCCAGAGUUCAUCAGAACUUCUGAAGCCAGAGAGAAGCCUAAGAGCCAGCUCUCGCCUUGCCGCUAAACCUCGAAAAGUGCACUCGUCAGCCAACCGUAUCUGCAAACGACAAGAUCCAAUGAACAGGUCAGACCUAAGCAGCAAGAAAAAGCUCUUGAAAAACAAAGACAACACAAUGCAGACGUUGUAUAUUAAUGAGGAUUCCAGCAUGGAGCAAAAUGAGCAGGAUUUUCCUCACUUUAUUAUCCGAGAGAGGAAGUACAAAUGUUCCGAGUGUGACAAGAGCUUCUUUCAGCUGUGCCAUCUCAAGAAACACAAAUUCACACAUCAAAAUCAAAAGCCGUACAUGUGCACAGAGUGUGGUAAACCAUACAGUUCACAGGAGAGCUUCCAAGCCCACCUGCUAAUGCAUCGCGGUCAGAGGCCGUUUCAAUGCCAGCACUGUGACAAAAGCUAUGGCUUAAAACGGGACCUCAAGGAGCACCAGGUUCUCCACUCAGGCGAGAAACCGUUCAUCUGUGACAUCUGUGGAAAAGCUUUUGCUCGCCGGCCCUCGCUACGCGUUCACAGAGAAGUCCAUCGGACAAAAGAGCCAGACUACCAAGCUCCCAAGGUCAAGUGUCCAGAGUGCAGUAAAGAACUGGCCAAUUCUGGCUCUUUGAGGAACCACAUGCGUCUGCACACCGGAGAACGGCCGUACAUCUGCCAGCACUGUGACAAGAGCUUUCGCCAACGUGGCAAUCUGCUGGGACACAUGCGCAUCCACACCGGAGAGAAACCCUACAAGUGCGACCACUGCGACCUGCGUUUUUCUCAAGUUCCUGAGCUGCGCCGGCACCUGAUUUCACACACGGGUGAGGUGUAUCUGUGUCCUGUCUGUGGUAAGGCUUUACGGGACCCUCACACGUUGCGGGCCCAUGAACGACUGCACACAGGAGACAGACCCUAUAAAUGUGAACAGUGUGGGAAAGGGUACACGAUGGCAACCAAACUCCGGCGCCACCUAAAGUCUCACCUGGAAGAGAAGACACAUGUUUGCCAGGUGUGCGGAGCCAAAUACACAAUGAUGCAGAGUCUACAGCGGCAUCUGCAGUCGCACAAACAUCACCCAGACUCUGGUCACGCAUUGCCGACACGAGGUCGACCCAAAAGGACAGGCCAGAAAGCAGAGGGUGAGCCAGGUAGGACUGACUGCAGCAGUUUGGAAGAGAUGGUUGCGUACGUUCAAGCCUCAGAGGACUUCGCUAUGGUGUCUCACCCAGAAGGUGCCAUUUUGGGCUCUGGUGCGUACCACCAUGGCACAAUUGUUUUGGAAAAAGGAGCGGAGAAGGGGGUUGAACGUAUUGAGCUCAGUGAGAAUAUCAUUGAGAUUAUUGUCUCCGAUGAUAAUACCAAGUGUAUAGUAGUGCAAGAACAGCCUUCUAAGUGUAUAGAGAUUCAGGAACAGGAAGCUAAUGCUGAAUGCAUAGUUGCCAAUAGUGACUGUAUUGUAGUUCCAGCACAGGAUGCUAAUAGUUGUUUGGUCAUAUUACAAGGGCAGGAUGGUCUAAGUUCUGUGGCAGAGACUGUAGAAAUAGAGACAGGGCUGUGA
Rhinichthys klamathensis goyatoka is the source of this 2442-nucleotide messenger RNA. It is a transcript of the gene znf408, whose product is annotated as zinc finger protein 408. Lineage: Eukaryota; Metazoa; Chordata; Actinopteri; Cypriniformes; Leuciscidae. The coding region runs from base 130 to 2442 and encodes 770 amino acids. The transcript is spliced from 5 exons. The record is from RefSeq and is a predicted model, not a curated record.